This is a messenger RNA of Girardinichthys multiradiatus, 8399 nucleotides long. Its product is annotated as zinc finger protein 638-like. NCBI's taxonomy places the organism in Eukaryota, Metazoa, Chordata, Actinopteri, Cyprinodontiformes, Goodeidae. The transcript has 35 exons. Gene Ontology annotation, cellular component: nucleus. Gene Ontology annotation, molecular function: nucleic acid binding; zinc ion binding. Bases 457 to 8142 code for a protein of 2561 amino acids. The record is from RefSeq and is a predicted model, not a curated record.
AAAGUGAAAUACGAACGACUCAAGUUGAACGUCGUCCGGUGAAGCGCAGGGGUCUGAAAUCUUCUGCAUCCCUGUUUCAUCACAGAAAGACCUGAAUAAGGACCUGAACGUCUUACUGCUGGGAAGAACGUGAAGCUGCUGAGAGACCUUAGGACUGUCCGGGUGAUGCCGUCUGUGGAAGACCCUGCUCUACUCCUUAACCUGCUUUGUGUUCAGCUUUUUCAUAGCGUUUGCUUUUGGACUGUUGUCUGCCCUUCCGCAGAAGUAUGGCUACCCUGAGAGUGAUCAUUUCAUUCUAGAUGUGGUUAAAACUGAAGCACUGACACAGAUUACCAAUGCACUGUUGGUGUCACGGUCACAACCUCUACACCAAUUGUUAAGAAGCUGAGGUACGCACCAUCUAUCCCUGUUGUAGGGGGUGUUAAUCUCCUUCAAUCUCAGAGGACUGUUAAAACCAUGUCAUAUCCACCGUAUAAUCCAUAUUCUUCAAGGAAUCAAAAUCCCACUCAAGGUCAGUCCAAUAGAGAUUGGACGGACCGUCCAGUCUCUAGUGAACGGCCAGAAAUGGACCACAGGAGGGCACGUCACCAUAUUGAACCCGGUUCCAACUUUAGCUCUUCUCCAUCAUCUUCUGGAACUUGUAAAAUUUCAGGAAGAGCAAUCCCUCAAAUGCCAGAUCUGCCAAUGACUUACAGGCUGGAACAGAGAAUGGUCGAGUCAGAAAGGGACCUUGAAAGAUCAAUGGAGUUCUUUGUGGACCGAACCAGAGAGGAAGUGGUACCUCCGUCUUUGAGCCGUGGUCCUAGCUUUCUCAGCAGUGAAAGAGAUGAGUUUCCUUCCACCAGUAGAAGUGUAGCUUCCUGUCGCGAUAUAGACGGAGAUAGGGAGCCUGAUGAUGAAAGUGACAGCAGCUCCUUGAGCUGGUUGCAGAUCUGUAAAAAGCCCACAGAGGAUAAUUCUGUGAUAUGUAAUCUGCCGGGUUCUUCCGACUAUCCCAGCAGCAGCGAUGGUAGGUUUUUUGCACCCAGCGAGAGACAACACAAUAGGCAGUCUGUGUCUGGUUCAAGAAGUUGUGACGAACCAUCUCCAGGCAAACCAAUGCAUCGUGAUGACCCUUCUCAACCCCAGUAUACUCCAGAGCUUGCUGCUGUCCUCCUACAGGGCUUUGGACUUGAAAAAGAGGAUUUGGAAUAUCUCCUUACGUUCCCUGAAGAUCAGAUAAACUCUGAAAAUCUAGCUCUGAUCUUGAAGCAGAUUCGCCUCAUGAAGGAGAAGAGAACCUCAACGCAGUCCUAUUCAGACCCCCAACCCUCCACGAGCUUUCGUGGACCGAACACACCCAGCAGUUCUAGAGGGCCAGAGAUGGACCAGGACGAUAUCGCAACAAGGAUUUUGAAACCUGCCAAAGUGAUUGACUAUGGGCAUAGUGGGAGCUACACUGUAGUUGGAAGGGAAAUGAGAAACUCCAGUAAAAUCACCAAUGAUUGCACUGGAAGUAUGCGUGGUACCUAUAGCAGCAGCUGUUACAAAGAAUCAUUGAAACCAAGUACAUUAGGGGUAAAGAUCAGUUCAGCGGUUCCUUUAUAUGGCGUGACAAUUUCUCCUACCAACUUCACCUCAAUGAGGACCUCCGUGACUCCUCAAAGCAGCGAUCAACCUAAAUUGCCACCGACUCAGCCAGUUCAGGCUUCUCAAGAAAUCGACAUCCCUUUCAUUUCUCCAAUGAAAGACAUUGAUCCAUCGAAUGAGCCAGUGAGCCACCAAACCCAGGCUCCCGAGAAAACCAUUCCCACCUUUGUUCCUCCAAAGACUCAAGCAGAUCCACCCAAACAUCUGCAGAGCCGACCAAUCCAGGCGCCUGUCUUCACAAACUUCGUUCUUUCAAAUACAGUAACAAGGAAAAGACCAAAGUUUUCUACCAUGAACCUUCUAAAAGACCCUAAUCAACCAGGGGAAUCGCAAGAUACAAAGAUAUCUAAACCAUCUAGUGCUCCUUUAGGUGAAGGUGGCAAAGUUGGUUGUAAGCAAGGUAGUUUUACUGAUUAUCCAAGUAGAACUCAAAAACAACACCCAGAGGCUGAUAAAGAGCAGGAAAAAGGGAAGCUGGCGAAAGAACAGAAGCCAAUGUCUCAACAAAGCAAAGCAGCAACGGCACCAAUGAAACAACAACCGAAGGAACAAACUAAAUUGCCAGAGGAGGCGCGACAGCAUUUUCCUUCUUCUGCACAGCAGACGGCUUCACGUUCUUUUGUUCCCAGAUCUCUCGCUGCUCCUCCAGUUCAGACAAACACCGAAGCAAAGAAGCACCAGAGUUCAGUAAAAUCAGUUUCCAGCAGCUCUGCUUCAAAGAUGAAGGUCUUCAAGGGGCAUCCAUUGCGGUCCAUGAUCAACGACUAUAAAGCUGCCGAACCACCAGCCUUUCCUCAUAGAUGCACUCUGUGUGACAAAAAGUGUACAACCAUGAAGGAUUGGAUUUACCACUACAAUACCUCCUUGCACCUUCAGAACUGCAAGCUCCUUCAGAAACAAUAUCCAGACUGGGAAGGUGAGGUACAAGACUGGAGAGUUUCAGAUAAACAAUCUGUAAGCCAGCAAAGGAGCCGUUCUCGUUCGCACAGCUCCCACCACCGCCAAAGAGAUAGGUCCAGUAGCAGCUCCCGUUCUCGUUCCCGUUCUCGCAGCUCACAACGUAAUCGCAGAAAAGGAAGAUACUCCAACAGCAGCUCCCGUUCCCUCUCCCGCAGCCCUCAUCGUCACCAUGACUGCAAGAGGAAGAAGGAGAAACACAGUAGUCACAGGUCCAGGUCUCGUUCCUCCUCUCCACGGCACAAGUGCCGUUCAUCCCACUAUUACCAUUCACGUUCAAGGAGCCGCGAAAGAGAAUCGAGAAAGAAACGAGAGAGACAAUCGUCGUCGGAAAGAUCACCUAAACGAAGGAGGUCGACCAGUGCAGAGAGACUGGCAAAGAGACUGCUGGAAGCAUCAGGUGUCCAGUCUCUGUCAACACAGUCGGACUUGGAGGCUGUGGUCAAAUCUAUGACCCCGGCCUUAUUGGCUGAGCUAACUAAGGUGAAGACCGCAUCCUCACAGUCGUCAAGGCCUGUUCUUCACGACACCAAGGAUGAGCCAUUGUCUCCAAACUUGGUGAAGCUCAGAGGGAUUUAUAGCAUUAUCUCGUACACUGAUUUGUGGAAUACCCUGGAGUCGUUUGGGAAAAUCGAGUCUCUUGUCCUGUAUAGAUCCAGGCAAGAGGCAAACAUCCUUUUCCAGAAAGUGGAAGGUGCCGAGAAACUUCGGAGCACGAAGAGCUUCCAGGUUAAAGGACACACCAUCUCCGUUAUCUCCGAGAGCUGUGUUUUCAUACUGCCUGGUUCCACUUCUACGAAAGAGCAGAAAAAGCCUCCUCAGUCCAGAUCCAUCCAACCAGCAGAUUCAUCAUCUUCACCUGGAGACAAAGCAACCACAACUGGCACUAGUGGAAGGACAAAGAUCUCCAGUCUUAAAGCGGAGACGUCUUCAGCUGCAGAGAAACCUGGAGCUAAGGUGGACGGUUCAGGAAUUAAAAGAAAAAAAGCAGCAGCUACAAAAGAUUCAGAAAAUGAGCCCAAUGCUGCCAAAACCGCAAAACUGCAGGAAUCUGUUGCUGCUGAAGAGGAAGCGCUAGAGCCUGAAGAAAAAACAGAGGGUGAGAACAUGGAAACGCAAAGUUCUGCUGAAGGAAAAGCCGGGAAGCCAGCAGAACCCGGUGAGAGUCCACCUUCCAGUACAGCUGAGACCCCAGCAGAAAAACAUUCAUCUCAGCUCCAGUCGGAUCUGGAGCAGGAGGCAGAGGACUCUUGGAGUGAUGACGAGUCUGACGAGAAGACGGGAUCAGAACCCGUUUCACCUGGAUCCACCCCGUCUGGCAACGUUACUCCCACAGCGGACAGAAAGACGCCCCUGAUGGAUGAUUAUCACCUGAACCCUGAAACCUCCCUGACCGUUGGAGAUCAGUUAAAGUCGCUGCUGUUUAAAGAAUGUUUCAGGUGUUACACAAAUAAGAAGAAAAAGUGCUUUAAAGGAAGGCUUCCUGUGAAGUUGUUUUUGAUCAGCGAUCUUCCAGACUAUGAAGUCUGCAGCUACACUGAGGAGGAACUGGCCGACCUGCUGGUACCUUUUGGGUUCAAACAUGAAGUCGACACCAUCUAUUGUAUUCCUCAAACUGGCCUGGCUUUGGCCGUCAUGCCGAGACGUAAAGAUCUACAAAACCUUUUAAGACAGAUGUGGGACGGAGUUGCCUUUAAGGGGCAGGAGCUCUGCAUAAGACCCGUCUCCAACAUCAUUCCAAUGACUCCUUUUCAGUUUUAUACCGCCCUGAUGAAACUGAUUCACUAUGAGGUCACUGAUGAUGGUACCAGAACGGUCUUCUUUCAGGACAUUUCACCGAGUGAAAUCCAGGAGCUCAGGGAAGUUCUCAUAAAAAGCUCGGUAAAAAACUUCCUGCCGAUGCUCAACAAGGUGUUCGUAGAAUUUGAGUCGAAUCACGACGCCGACGUGUUCGGACUCUCACAAAGCAGCCUCAAAGGUCACACUUACAAACUGCACAGAAUGAGGGCACCCGUUACCCCCAGUAAAUCACACGUGAGAGACAACCUCCCACCAAACACUGAGCGGCCAUUUUGGAUCACUAUGAAAACCGACCCGUACAUAUUCCCAACAGUCACUCCGUGGUUCAAAAUCCCAAAUUAUAUCAAAAUUAAUAAAGUCCUGGAGUUUACGCAAGCUGACUGUCAAGGCUCCAAGUUCUUCACUAUCAUGCUGACAAACCUACCUAAAGACAACUACACAAACGAGGACGUCGCCAGCUUGGUGUGGCCGUAUUUCCCAGCGAAGACUCUCACAGCGCUCUUCUCCAACGUGCUCGUCCUGCCACUGCAGAGGAGGGCCUUUGUUUAUUUCAGCCACUGGCUUUCAUUCAUCAGUUUUGUCAAAGAUCUUCCUUAUAAAGAAUUAAUCAUCAAUUGUUGCCAACUCAAGGCCUCCCUCGUCUUACACAUGGAGAACCACGGACUUAGUCAGGAGAAACUGUACAAAAAUCUGCUGAAAUUGAGUAACUAUCCUGUUCCUGACUCUGAUUCUCUGGUGGAACGGCUCCUGUCUGUUGAGAUCUUUGAUGCCUCUCCACAUAUCGUCACUUUGGUCAUGAAGGUGGUGGCGUCCAUCGCUUCCUUCGCCAACUUCGUACCUCUCGGCAACAGGGUCUAUAUUGAGAUGGCUGAUUCCCAGGCUGUGGCUCAGGUGAUGGAGAAAGUUUUCUUUCUGGACGACUUAACUGAAGAUAAAAACUGGACUAAAGUUGGACGCAUCGAGCCGGUGAUGACACUACAACAGCGACUGCAGCUAACUGGUCACUUUACGAUUGACCUUAAGAAACUCCCAAAAUUUGGACAAGUGAAACCAAAACCCAAAUCUGAAAAAGGAUCCUCAGAAGGACCCACUCUUUCCACAUUCAACAAGACGGUACCAAGCAGUGCAGCUCCACAAACUGGGAUCCUGCCUCCUGUGACCCGUUCUGAAGCUGCUGCUCAAAAGUCAGCAGAGACUCAAGAGGGAGAUAAACCCACAGAGCCGGCAGUGGCACAGGCAGACCAACAGGUGUCAGCAGAGAGCAGUAAUGCUGCAGAAACCGCUGAGACAAAGAUGGUAACCUCAGAGGUGGAGCCAUCUGCAGAGGAACUGUCAGGAGACGUAUCUAAUGAUGAUCAAGCUUCAACUAGAAAUCAACAUGAAAGUUUAGAAGGAACCGGCAAAGCCCCAGAGGAUUUUGGCCCAGUUGAAGAUCAACGAGACUCUUCAAAAGAUUUUAGUGAAGUAAAUUUAAUUGAUCAUCAAACCAUAACAGAAUCUGAAGGUCCAAAACAAGACACCCCCGGUGAGCUGGUCUCUAAAGCAGACGAUGAACCAACAGUGGAAGAGGAAGAAGUUGUCAGUCAAGAGAUUGAUUCUAUGGAGGAUCAGCCAUCAACAACAGAAGCAAAGUUAGAGGCUGAAAAAGUUGAAGAAAAGUUGGACGAUACAGACAAAAGGCCCAGAAGGAGCACGAGGAGCAAAACAUCUCCCACUGAGGAGAAGGAAAAGACUCCAAAGCAACCGGAGAAGACAGUUAGGAAAUAUAUGACGCGAGCAAAGAACAGCAAGGCCCAACAAGAGGCAAAGACUGAAGAUGCAGAAGAAACAAAGAAAGCUACUAAUGUGAUAUUAGACGCUGUUGAAGAAGAGGUGACUGAGGAAGAUCAACCGCCGAUACAGCAGAAACCAAAGAGAGGAAGGCCGAAGAAAAACACUAGAAAAGCUAAAAAACUAACGGCAGCUUUGAAGUGUCCCUCCAGUCCAGCAGCUGUUGAAGAAGCAGAUUUGCAGGUUCUUGAGUCAGUGGAGGAAGAGACGGUUAACGAAGUUCCAGCAGAAGAGCCUAACGACACGACAAGCUCAGCAGCUUCUAAAGAAGAUGGAGGGAAAACAGUGGAGAAAGAAGAUUCAACCAGAAACGAGGAAGAGGGGGAUCAUCCUCAGCUUCACGUUUCCGCUUCCCUGGAUGAUCGAGUUCAGGAGGUGAUGAUGAUCGAAGAACCUUCCAGCCUGGAGAAACAAAACAGAAGUGAAGCAAGAGAUGAAACCAGUAAAAUGGAUGAAGCUCAAGCGGAAGGAGGCGACUCAGUUGGAGAGCUGAUGGUCUCAGAGGAGCAGAGUCUGACUCAGUUAGCUGGUGGUGGAAAAGAUGCUGAGGAACCUUUUUCUGGUGCAGAAGGGUCCAAACGGGACGUCUUAGAGGAGCCGUAUGUGACUCCGUUAACUAAUGAUGUAAAGGAUGUUGGUGCAGAUUUAUCUGCUGUAGAACAGUCUGAACAGAAGAUCUCAAAGGCAGAAAGUCUGACUCAGGUCACUGAAGAUGUAAACAAUGUUGAAGAAGUUGUAUCUGAUGAAGAAAGCUCCAAAAUAAAACUUGUAGAGGAGUUUUUGUCGCAAUUUGCUGCUGAGGAUGUGAAAGACGUUACCGAGGAUUUACCUGAAGGGACGAAACAGGAAGGCUCAGAGGAGCAGAGCCUGGAUCAGUUAGCUGGUGAUGUGAAAGAGGUUGGUGGAGAUGGAUCUGCUGUAGAAGAAUCCAAACAAGAUGCCUUGGAGGAACAGAGUCUUCCUCAUUUGAUCCAUCAUUUAGAGAAGACCUCUUCUCCAGAAGAAUCUAUUACAGGACCAAAAGAAGCGACACCAACAGAGAUCGAGUGUGAAAAACCUGACGCUGAGACUAACACUGCUUCUGAUCCACAUGAGAAGAAAGAAGACAAAUGUGACUCUUUCACGUCUGAGAACAUGCUGGAUGUAAAUGAAGCAGGUGGACCUGAGGAGAACAAACCAGACGACCAAGAAGCAGAAAAAAGCCCAAAAUCUGCUAAAUGCAAACAUGAUGACAGCACAGAUGAGAAUAUUCUAAUGGCGGAGGAGGUGGGAAAGGCAGAAGAAGAAGAGAAAAAGGAAGUAAAAGCUCCCAGACCCAGAGGCCGAGCCAGGAAGAAAGCUAGGAAGACUCCUGUGAGAAAAUCUACCAGAGGUCAAACAGUUUGUCCUGAACCAGAGAGAGAAGAAGAAAAGGAGUCGCUUUCUGCUUCACUUGAUUCCUCCUCCAUCUUGGACAAAGACACGUCCGCUUCUUCAGGUGACGUCCAGCCAGAGAUCCAAAAAAAGGAAACGGACAGAGCUUCUGCUUGUGCUGAACAGCAGCCGCAGUGUGGAGGUCCUGAUGAACAGAAACAGAAAGCAUGUUUGAAGGAGAAGGAAGAAAACCGUAGGGUGGAAAUUAAAGCCAUCAGCAAACAGAGGAAGCUGGUUGAACCUGAAGCAAAAAGAUCUCGAUCUCAGUCUCCAAGUGUUGUUGCCAACUUCAGUCUGCCUCCAUUUGACCCUGAACGCCCUCUUGGUCAGGAGUUCACGGUCCAAAAGUUGGCAUAUUUCUGUAAUCUCUGCUCGGUUUUCUACCUCAAUGACAACUCCGAUAAAGACCUGCACUGCUGCAGUGAAGCCCACUACAACAACCUGCAGAAACAUUACCAGGAGCUCCAGCAGAAACCUCCAGCAGAAACCUCCCAGGGUUGGGUUUCUGAGUGAUCGGCUGUCAACUACCGAUGAGAUAAAAAUGAUUAAGCUUGAUUUGAACCUCUGUUAGACAAAAUGUGUCUGUUUUAUUGAGUCAGUGAUGAAGGGAACAAAUCUGCUUGAUUUUAGAUUUUCUUGUUAGAUUCUGUGUUUCGUUAAAAUAAUUAAGAAAUAAAUUAAAAAUGCUCAGAGGCUGAAGAGUUUUUAACUGUAAAUGUUUCUUUUUUUUGUAGCUCUGCAGAGCUUCUCCAUAAACAGACUACAACGUU